Messenger RNA from Fusarium graminearum PH-1, 924 nucleotides. RefSeq lists its product as uncharacterized. The record is from RefSeq and is a predicted model, not a curated record. NCBI's taxonomy places the organism in Eukaryota, Fungi, Ascomycota, Sordariomycetes, Hypocreales, Nectriaceae. Bases 1 to 924 code for a protein of 307 amino acids. The transcript has a single exon.
AUGGACGGCCAGGCAAAAUACGACUGGCGCCGAACGCAACUCACUUCUCAAGAGCGCAUCAUGAGAGAGAUAGCUCGCCGAGACGUGAUAAAGAAAGAGAUUGAACAAAGAGAGCAAGAGGAGAGGUAUGCGAACCCAACCUUUAAGGAGGAAAAGGUUCCUGAUGCCGGCUGCACUAUUCGACCGGUAGAGACCAAAGACUUCCAGGCUAUUGCAGACAUUAUCAACUUGGAGCGUCAACAGGGACAGAGCUCUCAGGUUUAUCUUCCCAAGAUUGACCACAGUCACAUUGCAACUCUUUACAACGCGUGCCGUCAAAAGCGCCGACCCUUCAUUCUCGCUAUCCCCUCACCAGGCCGGAUCCCCGAUCGUACCAACUGGUCCAAGGCUGAAGAGGACGAAUAUCAGGAAUUCCUCAAGUUCAAGAAGUCCCGCGAGGCAUCGCAGCCGACUGUUCUCGGGUUUGCUGUCAUCACCGAUGCGCAGCAGGGCUUUCUGGACAGCGCCUUUCGCGGUUCUCGCUUCUCGGGUAACAUUAAAGUGAUUGUUCAUCCGCAGCAUCGCAAGAAACUUAUUGGGACGGCUCUCCUCGACAAGGUCUUGUCAUGCGUGAACAUCUAUCACCGUUCCGAGAUUGAAUACAACUGGGACUGCGCGGAAACUCAACAGACUUACGAGUAUGUAUCUGCACACAACCUCCGCAAGUACAACAAGGUCUAUGCAGAAUUUUUUUCCACUGGAAAGAAUGACCCCGAGGUUGAAACCAUUCAACACCUUCUCAAGAAGUUUGAUUUCGAGUGGGUAGCGUACUUUAAAAACGCUGCUAAACAUGGAAAAGAAGCAGGCGUCUGGAAGGAUUUGAAUGUGUGGGAGCUGGAAGUACGCACGCCAUUUGAGAUUGACGAAAUUCCGGAGGAUGUUUAA